Molecule: messenger RNA, 1527 nt
Organism: Conger conger (European conger)
Lineage: Eukaryota; Metazoa; Chordata; Actinopteri; Anguilliformes; Congridae
Product: cytochrome P450 3A30-like
Exons: 13
Coding region: 1-1527 (508 amino acids)
Molecular function (GO): iron ion binding; heme binding; steroid hydroxylase activity
Source: RefSeq, a predicted model, not a curated record
AUGAGUUUGCUUUUAUUAUUUUCAACAACAACCUGGGCCCUAUUCAUAAUUUUCCUAACCUUGAUGACAGUAUAUGGUUACUGGCCAUAUGGAUUUUUUAAAAAAUUGGAAAUUCAUGGACCUAAACCCAUGCCGUUUUUGGGAACACUGCUUGAAUAUCGAAAGGGAUUCCACAACUUUGACACGGAGUGUUUUAAUAAAUAUGGGAAAAUAUGGGGUUUUUAUGAUGGCAGACAGCCAGUACUGGCAAUUAUGGAUCCUGGAAUGAUCAAAACUAUUCUGAUCAAAGAAUGUUACUCCAUUUUCACAAACAGAAGAAACUUCCGUCUGAAUGGCCCCAUGUAUGAUGCAAUAACUGUUGUGGAAGACGAUGAGUGGAAGAGAAUUAGGAGCGUUCUCUCGCCCUCUUUUACCAGUGGCCGACUGAAAGAGAUGUUUAUCAUUAUGAGACAUCACUCUGAUAAUUUAAUUAAGAGUCUUCAGAAAACAUCUGACAGUGGGAAAUCAGCAAACAUGAAAGAGUUCUUUGGUGCAUACAGUAUGGAUGUUGUCGCCAGCACUUCAUUUAGUGUUGACAUUGAUUCUCUCAACAAUCCAGACGACCCCUUUGUGACAAACAUCAAGAAAAUGCUCAAAUUUGACCUGCUCAAUCCUCUAUUUAUCAUUAUAGCAUUCUUCCCCUUCAUGGCCCCCGUGCUGGAGAAAAUGGGCUUUUCCUUUUUCCCAACAUCUGUGACAGAUUUCUUCUAUGCCUCACUUCGGAAAAUAAAGUCAGAACGACAAACACAUAUUCACAAAAAUCGAGUGGAUUUUCUGCAGCUUAUGGUGGAUUCCCAGACACAUGAAAAGAGCACUGUUUCAAAAGGAGAACCACUCAAAGGACUCACAGACCAUGAAAUUCUCUCUCAAUCAAUGAUGUACAUUUUUGCUGGUUAUGAGACCAGCAGCAGCACCCUCACAUUUUUGACCUACAACUUGGCCACCAAUCCUGAAACAAUGAUAAAACUUCAAGAGGAGAUCGAUCAAGUUUUUCCAAACAAGGCCCCAGUGACCUAUGAACCACUGAUGCAAAUGGAGUACCUGGAUAUGGUACUGAAUGAGUCUUUGAGGCUCUACCCUAUUGCUGCUCGUCUUGAGAGGGUUUGCAAGCAGACGGUUGAGAUCAAUGGGGUGGCCAUUCCUAAAGGGACCGUUGUCAUGAUACCAACUUAUGCCUUACACCGUGACCCUGAAUUGUGGUCAGAACCUGAACUCUUCAAACCUGAGAGGUUUAGUAAGGAAAACAAAGACAGCAUAAACCCUCAUAUCUAUUUGCCAUUUGGAGCUGGUCCUCGAAACUGCAUCGGAAUGAGGUUUGCCAUUAUCAUGAUGAAACUUGCUGUGGUUCAGAUACUUCAGAACUUCAACUUUGUUACAUGUGAUGAGACAGAGAUCCCUUUGGAGCUGGACAUUCAAGGACUUGUUGCUCCUAAAAACCCAGUAAAACUGAUGAUUGUUCCACGUGACAGUGCAAGCAAAGAUGAAUAA